Messenger RNA from Schistosoma rodhaini, 2301 nucleotides. The record is from the annotation of a GenBank genome assembly. Lineage: Eukaryota; Metazoa; Platyhelminthes; Trematoda; Strigeidida; Schistosomatidae.
UUCGAUUGAUUUAGUCAUAAAUUACACACUUACAUAUUGUUGGUGGUUUAUAGUGGGAAUUUUUCGGUUAACAACCGUGGUAAAUCAAAAAGUGCCUUGUUCCACUGCUCACCUUGUUUUCAAUCGGCUCUUUAGAAAUUUAUCAACGCAAAUUUUCAAGUAUUUUGUUUGAUCCAAGUAAACCUGGUGAUCAGCGCUACAAAGUUAAUACAACAAAUUUGCUCAUUUGAUUGCUCAAUUACUUCUUGUCAGGAAAUUCAUAUUCUUUAUAUUGUCACAAAUUGGUGGCUAAGAGUUUUCUGAUCAGGAAACAGAUGUGUAUAUCAACGUUACAUACUGUUUAACACUUAGUCAUAAUAUAUACCUGUAUGAGUUUUUAAAAAUCGAGACUCAUUUAAUUUAUCACUUCAAAGAUAUUGACGUCCAUUUGCGACUAGAAAAAUAUCAAAAUUAUACAAGUUUAUGCUCAUUUUUCAGACAAUCGUUCGGGAUUAUUUUAUUUAUGUAAAUCUCUUUUAUAGGCUGUAGUUCCACUUUUCUGUAGUUUUGUUUCUUUAACGGUCUAACAAGUGAUUGUGUAUCGGAUUGUCAGUGGAGACAACAACAUUUAUUACAACUUAUAGACACAUCCAACCAGUAAUUCUUAAUUUAGGACACUUAAUGAGCGCCUUUAGUUUUAUUACCAACGAUUAUAAAAUUUAAUUUUGUAUCUAUUGAUUAUUCAGUAAAUCUUCUAAUGAAGUGUUUCCACGAAUAAUCAAUCAAUAGUAGUGGGAAAAUGUGUAAAUAUAAGAAUACUUACUGCGUACAAUUAAAACAAUAUUGAAUUUUGAGGUAAACUUAAUUGAUCAAAUUGUACUUGUUAUAGUACGCAUUUGAUCAUUGUUAAUAGUAUUUUAUUUACAAAACUUAAUCUUUUCGUGUGGAAAAAAGUGUAACAAUUAUUCCCAAUUGUUUUGUUUAUAUAAAUUGAUUCUAUUCAAAUUGUAGUCUAGUCAAAGUCAGGAGAUAUAUAAGUGGACUGAUUUUAGUUUUUGAAAUUUAGGGUCUGUAAACAGCAUUUUAAUUUACGAAUCUAGAGUUCAACAUCAUUACCCAACGUUUCCAACAUUAAUUGUUGUAGAAUAUCACUUAUUUGGGCAGUGAUUUUCCAGGUAGUUAUUAACUAGCCUCAUGGAUUGGUACUGAGUUUUUUCUAGGUUAUAAUGAUUUUUGUCACAUUCUAGCCUGAUUUAGAGUUAGGAUAUCUUUCCUUGGAUUUAUUCAUUGUCUCCCCUAAGAGAAAUUAUAGAUAUCUCUUACAUGCUCCAUCUAAUAAGGCUUACUCUGUUUUAUUGUUGAUUGAGACAGUAUACUUUUCGCACAAGCUACUCUAUUAUACUAUCUCAGGUUUAUGAGGUAGCUGAGUGGUGUUCUCAUUAUUAUUGUCCAUAAAAUUGAAAAUACUUUGACCUAAACCGUGGGAUUUCAUAUUGUUUUUCUUUGUACAUAAACUUAUAACGAAGACUUCUCUUAUUUUAUAGUUCACCAUUCUUUAUUUCUCUUCAGAUUAAUACCGACUUGAAAAACUUAUUGGUAUCUGCUUUGUCUGGUAAUUUAAAUGUGGCUCAACAGCUAAUCGAUUUAAUGAGUAGUAAUGCAUACCUUUGUGGUCAAAGUGAAGGUUUAGCCCGUCAGAAAUCUGUUCUACAAGAAGCCGCCGACACAGCCGAAAUCGUAGCUGAUGUAUGGCAGACAAAAUGUAUUGCUAGUCGUGCUGUAGCAGGUGAAGCCGCUAAACAUGCUACCAUGUCAGUGCACCAGGCACAUUUAGCUCGACACGCGCUGGCACAUCUUCUUGGUGAACGUGCACAAAUCCGUCGAUAUCUAAGUCAAGCAAUCCCUUUGUUGUCCAAUUAUUGUAAUAAACACGAUAUUAAAUUAAAUAAACUGACUAAUCAAACAUGUAGCACACUAAGCUUGGCAUCACUGUGUUUUGAUUUGGCUUUAGAGAUAUCACCGAAUACUAGUAUCCAACCAAUGUAUUGCUCUUCUGAUACACUUGGUGAAGAGUUGGCACAAUAUGUUCUGACAAGAGUCAAUAAUAAGAAUAUUCUUAAAUAUGACUGUAUGUUUCCCACCACAUCAACUGUUUUUGACGCUUCAACAACUGCCCUAUCUGCAAUACCUCCUCUGGAAACAACUGAAACAGAUGAUUUACUUUCGAAAACACUUGAGUUAUUUCAGUCUACUGGAAAACAGAAGCAUAAUCUAGAAUUGUUUUCUUGCUCGAAAUGCGUGGGAGAUGUUCUUGUGAUAUGA